Heterostelium album PN500 is the source of this 606-nucleotide messenger RNA. Its product is annotated as sugar O-acetyltransferase. NCBI's taxonomy places the organism in Eukaryota, Evosea, Eumycetozoa, Acytosteliales, Acytosteliaceae. The transcript has 3 exons. The coding region runs from base 1 to 606 and encodes 201 amino acids. The record is from RefSeq and is a predicted model, not a curated record. Gene Ontology annotation, molecular function: galactoside O-acetyltransferase activity.
AUGGAUAGAAAAGAAACAGAAAAAGAAAAGAUGAUUAGUUCAAAACUAUAUUUCUCUGGUGAUGCAGAGUUGACACAAGAUCGUUUAAAUGCAAAAGAGAUUUGCUAUGAUUUCAACUUGCUGAGACCAUCGUUACGUGAAGAAAGAGCUAAUCUUAUAAAGAAACUCUUUGGAAAAACUGGAAAGGAUAUUUGUAUUGAAUCUCCAUUCCAUUGUGACUAUGGUUAUAAUAUUGAAGUUGGUAAUGGAUUCUAUACUAACCACGGCUGCUGUUUUCUUGAUGUGGCACCAAUAAAGAUUGGUGAAAAUUGUAUGUUUGGACCAAACGUCGGUCUAUACUGUGCUGGUCACCCCAUUGACGUCGCUACAAGAAACUCCUAUCUAGAAUAUGGAUAUCCGAUCACUAUUGGAGAUAAUGUUUGGAUAGGAGGCAAUGUAACUGUGCUGCCAGGUGUGACCAUUGGUGAUAACACCAUUAUUGGAGGUGGAAGUGUAGUAACAAAAAGUAUACCAUCAAAUUGCAUCGCAGUUGGUAAUCCAUGUAGGGUUUUAAGAGAGAUCACAGAAGAAGAUAAAAACAAAUAUAAACAAGAAAAUCCAAAAUAG